Messenger RNA from Cariama cristata (Red-legged seriema), 2133 nucleotides. Its product is annotated as A-kinase anchor protein 9-like. Gene Ontology annotation, molecular function: molecular adaptor activity. Lineage: Eukaryota; Metazoa; Chordata; Aves; Cariamiformes; Cariamidae. The transcript has 11 exons. The annotation marks the transcript as partial. The record is from RefSeq and is a predicted model, not a curated record. Gene Ontology annotation, biological process: signal transduction.
AUGGCAUUUGCUAAUGACAGUCUUGGGAGUGGGGAGGAGUGUGCUGGGGCAUUACCAAAGUGCCUUGGAAAACUUGCUCAAUUGCAUCUUGUGAUGGAGGCUAUUGCAGCUCCAAGUCUACUCAAGGAAGUAGAAUUUUUAGCAAAGGAGAAAUUAGAGCUUCAGUGUCAGGCAGAAAAAGAUCAUUCCAACUUACGCUCUCAAAUGAAAGUUUUGGAGGUGGAACUGGAAGAACAGCUGCAUACUAAUCAAGACCUGGCUACACAGUUGUUGGAGGUUGCUGAAUUAAAACAGCAAAUUCAAGUUCUUGAAAAACAGCUUAAAAAACAACGGCAAUUCAUGGAUAACUAUGAAUUGAUUCUACAGGUAGAAUCUUUGCAAGCAGAAAUAAAAGAGAAGAUGGAUGAUUACAAUAAGUUGUUAUUAGAAAAGGAGAAAAACCAGCAAGAAAUUACAGCUCGUGAUAAAGAGAUAGAAGAACUGCUGGCACAGAUACGAGAACUGGAGCACAGCGGAACUGAAGUCUCAAAGACUGUGCGCUACUUGGAACAACAACUGCAAAAAAUGAAGAAAGUGGAAACCGAAUUAAAACAAGAUAAAGAGGCAUUGCAACAGCAGCAGUACAAUAACCUGAUUCAGAUCUCUGCCCUACAGUCUAAAUUGGAUGAAGCAAGGCACAGAGUACCAGCAGAUGGCAGUUGUGCCCCAGUGCUGAAGGAGCAGUUGCAGGCAGAGCAGGAAGCACUUCAGAGGAAAGAGAGAGAGAUUGCAAGCUUGUUAGACCAACUAGAACAAUAUAAAGAUAAUUUGAUCAGUAAAAAAGAGGAGAUAUUGCAGCUGAAUUUGCAGUUAGAGAUGCAAAAAAACCUUAGCACUUCCAGCAUCAGCCACCUUCAGUUAGAGAAUGCACAACUGAAGGAUCUAACAAAACUUCACAUGAAGCAAAAUCAGAACCUGGAUAUUGGUGAUUCCUCAGCUUUGUCAUUCCCACAAGCACUACUCAAAGAAAAGAAUCAAGAAAUCGAUCACUUGAAUGAGCAGAUGAAUAGACUCCAGCAUGAGCUGGAGAAUAAAGUUGUGGAAGACCAAAAAUCUGAAAUUGAAGAACUCGGAUCACUUGUUGAACACCUUCGUGGUGACCAAGAAAGGCUGCGUAAGGACAAAGAUGAAGAGGUAGAGCAACUCCAUGGAGUCAUUGAGAAGCUUCAAAAAGAGCUGGCACAACUUGGACCAGUAUGUCACGAAGUUAAUGAUGACCAAGAUGAUCUCUGUCCACAUGCCCUGGGAAUGCCAGUGAGAAACCUUCAGAAUGAGUUGAAGAAGGGACUGGCAGAUUAUCUGGGUGAUGAUAUUGGUCGAAACAGAAGAAACCCAUUUCUACUCUCCAAACAAGAGUGCAGCCUUUUCCAAACACGUUUGUCUUGGACAGAGGCUGAAGCAAGGAUGGCUACUUCUCACCUUCGAGAACUUGAAGAUACUGUAAGAGAAAGUGAAGCAACUAUUCUAGAGAAAGAGAUGCAAAAGAAGACACUGGCAGAGUUGCAGUACUUAACAAAAAAGGCAGCAGAGCAUCAAACUGAGCUGGAAAAGAGAGAUGCAAGUCAGGCUCAAGAUGUUAAUAGUCUUCAAUUAGAAGUUUCUACACUUGAUUUCCAGGUGCAAGCACUGGAUCAGAAAGAAGUAGCUUAUCAGAGAGAAAUCAAUGAACUGCAAGGUAGCACUCCAAAACUGAAAGAUCAAAUCAAGGCAUAUGAGAAAGAGCUUGAAGCCUUACGAUUGGAAAGAGGUGGACUUACUUCAGAGUUGGAGUUGUACAAGCCAAAGGAACAACAUGAUCGUGAAGAGACUAAGCUUCUCAAGCCAUUCUGCCAGAGAGAAAGAAAAGGUGUAGCCCUUAAAGGAAUGGAGGAACUGGAAGAACUGGAAGCAAAUACCGAUCAGUCAUUUGCAGUAGCGGCUUCCCCUACUGAUAACCUGGGAGAGGUGAAGACUACGAACAAUUCACAGAAUGAAAAGAAUUUAAUUGUAAAGAUGUCACCUCAUAAAGAAGAACUUAAAUCUGAAUUAGGUUCAGCAAAAAAGGAGUUAGGAGUCAAUGAAGAGAGAAGUGGUAAAAUUUUGAAGGAUAUAAAG